Strongylus vulgaris is the source of this 423-nucleotide messenger RNA. Lineage: Eukaryota; Metazoa; Nematoda; Chromadorea; Rhabditida; Strongylidae. The record is from the annotation of a GenBank genome assembly.
UUGAUUGCUCGCACGCAAAUACCGUUCAAGGACGUUGACCAUGUCAUUUGCGGUACUGUCAUUCAAGAAUGCAAGACGAGCAACGUGGCCAGGGAAGCUGCACUAGAGGCAGGCUUUCCAGAUAAGAUCCCUUGCCAUACAGUAACACUUGCUUGCAUUUCCUCUAACGUUGCAAUGACAACUGGAAUGGGCAUGUUGGCUACCGGAAACGCAAAGGCGAUUAUUGCUGGUGGAGUGGAGCUUCUUUCGGACGUCCCUAUCAGAUAUAACAGAAAGGUUGGCUGGAUCAUGACUCUUUUUUCUCGAGGAGAGAUUGCGAUGAACAUGUUCACCCCAGAGUUACCAGCCGUGGCCGAAUUCUCUACGGGAGAGACCAUGGGACACAGUGGUGAUCGACUUGCCGCCGCUUUCAACGUAUCCAGG